AGCAGUCUCAGCUACUCAGCUCCCAGCCUGCUGCCUCACCAUGGCCACGAAGGUAGACAGUAGGCCUGGGGGGCUCCCCAGAGGCGGCUACAACCUGGGCACAGCCAGAGAACACAUGCAAGCAGUCACCCGAAACUACAUCACCCACCCCAGAGUCACCUACAGGACUGUGUGCAGCGUCAAUGGGCCCCUGGUGGUGCUGGAUGAGGUCAAGUUCGCCCAGUAUGCUGAGAUCGUUAACUUCACCCUCCCCGACGGGACUCAGAGGAGUGGCCAGGUGCUCGAGGUGGCUGGGACCAAGGCAGUUGUCCAGGUGUUUGAAGGGACCUCUGGGAUUGAUGCCCAGAAGACCACCUGUGAAUUCACAGGGGACAUCCUACGGACUCCAGUGUCAGAGGACAUGCUGGGGCGGGUUUUCAAUGGCUCCGGCAAACCCAUCGACAAGGGGCCAGUGGUCAUGGCGGAGGACUUCCUGGAUAUCAACGGCCAGCCCAUCAACCCACACACGCGCAUCUACCCUGAGGAGAUGAUUCAGACUGGCCUCUCUCCCAUCGAUGUCAUGAACAGCAUUGCCCGUGGUCAGAAGAUCCCCAUCUUCUCAGCGGCUGGGCUCCCCCACAACGAGAUUGCUGCCCAGAUCUGCCGUCAGGCUGGGCUGGUGAGGAAGUCCAAGGCGGUGCUGGAUUACCACGAUGACAACUUCGCCAUUGUCUUUGCAGCCAUGGGGGUGAACAUGGAGACAGCCAGAUUCUUCAAGUCUGACUUUGAGCAGAAUGGCACCAUGGGGAAUGUCUGCCUCUUCCUGAACUUGGCCAACGACCCGACGAUUGAGCGGAUCAUCACCCCUCGUCUGGCACUGACCACUGCUGAAUUUCUUGCCUACCAGUGUGAGAAGCACGUGCUGGUCAUACUGACUGACAUGAGCUCCUAUGCAGAGGCCUUGCGGGAGGUCUCAGCUGCCAGAGAGGAGGUGCCUGGGCGCCGCGGCUUCCCUGGGUACAUGUACACAGACCUGGCCACCAUCUACGAGCGGGCAGGCCGCGUGGAGGGCCGGGGUGGAUCCAUCACCCAGAUCCCAAUCCUCACUAUGCCCAAUGAUGAUAUCACCCACCCGAUCCCAGACCUGACAGGUUUCAUCACAGAAGGACAGAUCUACGUGGACAGACAACUUCAUAACAGACAGAUCUACCCCCCCAUCAAUGUGCUCCCCUCCCUGUCUCGGUUGAUGAAAUCGGCCAUUGGGGCGGGCAUGACAAGAAAGGACCACGGAGAUGUCUCCAGCCAGCUGUACGCCUGCUACGCCAUCGGAAAGGACGUGCAGGCCAUGAAGGCAGUAGUGGGGGAGGAGGCCCUCACUUCUGAGGACCUGCUGUACCUGGAAUUCCUGCAGAAGUUCGAGAAGAACUUCGUCAGCCAGGGCCCCUACGAGAACCGCUCCGUGUUUGAGUCCUUGGACCUAGGCUGGAAGCUGUUGCGUAUCUUCCCCAAGGAGAUGCUGAAGCGCAUCCCGCAGAGCGUGAUCGAUGAGUUCUACUCCCGCGAGGGGGCGCCGCAGGACCCCGAACCCGGCACCGAGCUCUAGCCGCCCGCAGCCUGGCCGGAAGCCGGUCUUGGGACCGCUGCCCUGGGCGCCCGGGUCGACGCACCGCUCCGCAUUCGCCCUGGUCCCACGCACCUGAGCCUGCUGCUCCCAUGCCCACCCCCAGCUCCCUGCCGGCUAUGCGGGGCUCUCACGCGCCACCCCUUUCCCUGGAUGCCCCACACUGGGGAAAAACAGUGUGUUUCAUUUUUUAAAGCCCCCAAAAUAAGAAGUAACUGAGAUGAAUUUAUCUUAUAUGAAAACGAGAUUGGCAAAACAUGGAUAAUCGUUGGAGCUGAUCAUGAUAGGUAAAUGAGGUUCAUUAAACUAUCUACUUAAAAAGUAAGAAAGGCACAUUAGUGUCUUAGCGGCGAAAACAGAAUUCCUCCUAAGGAGAUUUAUCUUUGUUAAGAAAUAUCUUGGUAAAUUUCUUGGUUGGAACAUGAGCUCAGUGAUUAUGGAAAGGACAAUAAAAGCCACAAAAGAU
Molecule: messenger RNA, 2066 nt
Organism: Manis javanica (Malayan pangolin)
Lineage: Eukaryota; Metazoa; Chordata; Mammalia; Pholidota; Manidae
Gene: ATP6V1B1
Product: ATPase H+ transporting V1 subunit B1
Biological process (GO): proton transmembrane transport; ATP metabolic process; vacuolar acidification
Cellular component (GO): proton-transporting V-type ATPase, V1 domain
Molecular function (GO): proton-transporting ATPase activity, rotational mechanism; ATP binding
Source: RefSeq, a predicted model, not a curated record